AUGGCCUCUCCUCAGCAGAUUCGAACCCCCAUUACCGACCUGUUCAAGAUCCAGCACCCCGUCCUGCUGGCCGGCAUGAACGUCGCCGCCGGUCCCAAGCUGGCUGCUGCCGUCACCAAUGCCGGCGGUCUCGGCGUCGUUGGUGGUGUCGGAUACACCCCCGACAUGCUGCGGGAGCAAAUCGCCGAGCUCAAGGAGCACCUGACGGACAAGAAGGCUCCGUUUGGCGUCGACCUGCUUCUUCCCCAGGUGGGCGGCAGUGCCCGCAAGACCAACUACGACUACACCAAAGGCAAGCUCGAUGAGCUCGUCGACAUUGUCAUCGAGUCCGGCGCCAAGCUCUUCGUCUCCGCCGUCGGCGUCCCCCCCCGCCAUGUCGUCCAGAAGCUCCAAAAGGCCGGCAUCCUCUACAUGAACAUGAUCGGCCACGUCAAGCACGUCAAGAAGUGCCUCGACCUGGGCGUCGACAUCAUCUGCGCCCAGGGCGGCGAGGGCGGCGGCCACACCGGCGACAUCCCCACCACCGUCCUGAUCCCCGCCGUCGUCGACGCCGUCCGCGGCCACAAGUCCCCCGUCUCCGGCGGCCCCGUGCAGGUCGUCGCCGCCGGCGGCAUCCACAACGGCCAGCUCCUCGCCUCGGCGCUCAUGAUGGGCGCCACCGGCGUCUGGGUCGGCACCCGCUUCAUCCUCACCGACGAGGCCGGCGCCCCCAAGGCCCACAAGGAUGCCGUCCGCACCGCCGGCCACGACGACAACGUCCGCACCAUCAUCUUCACCGGCCGUCCCAUGCGCGUCCGCAACAACCCCUACAUCCAGGACUGGGAGACCAACCGCACCCAGGAGAUGAAGGAGCUGGUCGCCAAGGGCACCAUCCCCUACGAGGUCGACCUCGAGCGGUUCAUGGGCGGUGACGCGGCCAACGAGCACAAAGGCAUCGAGGCCAACAACAGCAGCAGCAGCAGCGGCGGCGGCGACGACGACGACGACGAGGGUGACGACCCUCUGGAGCAGUUCCGCCCUUUCCUGAUGGGAAAGUGCGCCGCUGUGGUCAAUGAGCAAAAGUCGGCCAAGGCUGUUGUAGACGAGUUUGUCAACGACGCCGUUGCCUGGAUCAAGAAGGGGAACCAGAUGAUUGCCAAGUUGUAA
Molecule: messenger RNA, 1146 nt
Organism: Ustilaginoidea virens
Lineage: Eukaryota; Fungi; Ascomycota; Sordariomycetes; Hypocreales; Clavicipitaceae
Exons: 3
Coding region: 1-1146 (381 amino acids)
Molecular function (GO): nitronate monooxygenase activity
Source: RefSeq, a predicted model, not a curated record